Messenger RNA from Quercus robur (English oak), 1347 nucleotides. RefSeq names its product flavonoid 3-O-glucosyltransferase-like. The record is from RefSeq and is a predicted model, not a curated record. NCBI's taxonomy places the organism in Eukaryota, Viridiplantae, Streptophyta, Magnoliopsida, Fagales, Fagaceae. Gene Ontology annotation, molecular function: UDP-glycosyltransferase activity. Bases 1 to 1347 code for a protein of 448 amino acids. The transcript has 2 exons.
AUGUCAGAGACCACCAAUGCAGGUGAAAAACACGUCGCGGUUUUGGCAUUCCCGUUCGGCACUCAUGCAGCCCCACUUCUGAGCCUUGUAAGCAGAAUCGCAGCCACAGCCCCGAACGUGUAUUUCUCAUUCUUCUGCACUUCCAACUCCAACAACUCUGACUUCUCCAACGAGGGCUUGAAUAACAUAAAGCCUUACGACGUGUAUGAUGGGUUGCCUGAGGGUUAUACGUGCAGCUUUAAUAAUCCGAUCGAGCCGGUGAUGCUGUUUUUAAAGGCCUUGCCAGAGAACUAUAAGAGCGUGAUGGAAGUAGCUGUGAGAGAGAGACAGAGAGAGAUAAGCUGUAUAAUGAGUGAUGCGUUUUAUGGGUUCGCUGGAAAAAUGGCUGAAGAAAUGGAUGUGAAUUGGGUUCCACUUUGGACUGCUGGACCUCGCUCACUUCUGGUUCAUGUUGACACAGAUGUCAUCCGCAAAAGACUUGGAGAUAGUGGCAGUGAAGACCAAACCCUUGAAAUCAUUCCAGGAUUUUCUUCAUCAAUGCGUGCAGUCGAUUUACCUGAAGGAGUGAUAAUAAACAUAUCAACCCCCUUUUCUAUGAUGUUACACAAUAUGGGAUUAAUGCUGCCACAUGCAACUGCGGUUGCCAUAAACUCCUAUGAAGAGAUAGACCUUGAUAUUGUGAAUAAACUCAAGCAAAGAUUCCACGAGUUUCUCAAUAUUGGUCCAUUCCUACUAACAUGUCCACAAACAAUUUGCUCUGAUGAGCACGGUUGCUUGGAGUGGUUGGACAAGCAUAAAACCGAUUCUGUGGCAUACAUUAGCUUUGGAAGUGUGAUAACACUUCCACCUCCUGAGCAAGCAGCAUUGGCAGAAGCACUAGAGGCAAGUGGGUUUCCAUUUCUUUGGUCACUUAGGAGCUUUGAGGAAAGUUUGCCAAAGGGGUUUAUAGAAAGGACAAGAACACAAGGAAAAAUAGUUCCAUGGGCUCCCCAAAUGCUAGUCUUAGGACAUCGUUCAGUUGGGGUGUUUGUGACACAUUGUGGAUGGAAUUCUGUUUUGGAAAGUGUUAUCGCCGGCGUGCCAAUGAUUUGUAGGCCUUUUUUCGGAGACCAGAGACUGAACAUGCGAACCGUAGAGGCGUCUUGGGGCGUUGGUGUAGGUCUAGAAGGUGGGGUUUUUACUAAAGAUGGAAUGGUGAAGGCCUUGGAACAAACUUUGUCUAGUGAACAAGGGAAGGAAAUGAGAGAGAAAGAGGAAGCUUUCAACAAGUCUGCAUUGGAAGCUGUUGCACGUGAUGGUAGCUCUACUAAAGAUUUCAACACUUUGGUUAAGUUGGUCACCAGUUAA